Messenger RNA from Calidris pugnax (ruff), 966 nucleotides. It is a transcript of the gene GPR142, whose product is annotated as G protein-coupled receptor 142. NCBI's taxonomy places the organism in Eukaryota, Metazoa, Chordata, Aves, Charadriiformes, Scolopacidae. Gene Ontology annotation, biological process: G protein-coupled receptor signaling pathway. The record is from RefSeq and is a predicted model, not a curated record. The transcript has a single exon. Gene Ontology annotation, molecular function: G protein-coupled receptor activity. Bases 1 to 966 code for a protein of 321 amino acids. Gene Ontology annotation, cellular component: membrane.
AUGGGAGAGCCUGGGCACCCCCUGGGGUCCCCAGUGCUGCAGGAGGGGGGUUGCUGGGAGCUCCAGGGUCUCACCACCGCACAUCGCUCCCCUCCAGUGAACGUCCUGACCGCUGUGGCCCUGUCCCGCCUGGCCACGAGGACCAAGAAGUCAUCCUACUGGUACCUGCUGGCCCUCACCACCUCUGACAUCCUCAGCCAGGUCUUCAUCAUCUUUGUGGGCUUCAUCCUGCAGACGGCCAUCCUGGCCCGGGCGGUGCCCAGUGCCUUCAUCCACACCGUCAACGUGUUGGAGUUCACGGCCAACCAUGCCUCCAUCUGGGUCACCGUCCUGCUGACCAUGGACCGCUACGUGGCCCUCUGCCACCCGCUGCGCUACCGCGCCGUCUCCUACCCGCAGCGCACCCGCAAGAUCAUCGCGGCCGUCUUCGCCGUGGCUCUGGCCACGAGCAUCCCCUUCUACUGGUGGCUGGACCUGUGGCGUGAUGACGACCCCCCCAACACCCUGGACAUGGUGCUCAAGUGGGUGCACUGCGUCACCAUCUACUUCUUGCCCUGCAGCAUCUUCCUGGCCGCCAACUCCAUCAUCAUCUGCAAGCUGAAGCGGCGCAGGCGCUCAGGGGACGGCCGACCCCACCUGAGCAAGACCACGGCCCUCCUCCUGGCUGUCACCACCGUCUUCAUGGUGCUCUGGGCUCCCCGGACCAUCGUCAUGAUCUGCCACCUCUACGUGGCCUCCGUCAAGAGAGACUGGCGCGUGCACUUGGCCUUGGACAUCGCCAACAUGGUGGCCAUGCUCAACACCACCUUCAACUUCUUCCUCUACUGCUUUGUCAGCCAGACCUUCCGCCGCACGGUGGGCGAGGUGCUCCGGGGCCACCUCCGGCACGGCCCCCAGCCCAGCAGCGCCUGCUUCCCACCCCCAGCCCUGAAACCACUGGAGCUUCUGGCCUGCACGGCCCUCUGA